Messenger RNA from Malaclemys terrapin pileata, 3668 nucleotides. It is a transcript of the gene PARP8, whose product is annotated as poly(ADP-ribose) polymerase family member 8. Gene Ontology annotation, molecular function: kinase binding; NAD+ poly-ADP-ribosyltransferase activity; protein serine/threonine kinase activator activity. Lineage: Eukaryota; Metazoa; Chordata; Testudines; Emydidae. Gene Ontology annotation, biological process: endoplasmic reticulum unfolded protein response. The record is from RefSeq and is a predicted model, not a curated record. The transcript has 26 exons. The coding region runs from base 767 to 3361 and encodes 864 amino acids. Gene Ontology annotation, cellular component: intracellular anatomical structure; nuclear envelope; membrane.
GGGAGAGUCCUGGUGGCGGCGGCCGCCGCUAUUGCACAUGCUGUUUGACUGCCAGCCUUGGACUGCUCUGGGUAGCUGCCUCCGCUCCGCUCCGCCUCCGCUGGGUGCCUUUGCCCUGGGCGGCGCCGGCUGCUUUUACACCCCCGGAUAACAGUAGCAGGCCGGCAGCAGCGGAGCAAAGGACGUGUGGCAGGCGGAGUGUCUGUCUGGGGCUGAGAGCAGCAGCAGCAGCAGCGGCGGCGAGGGGAGGGUCUGCGGCUUGGCGUAGCUGCAGCAGCCGUCUCGGCCUCUCGGGGAGUGACUGUGUGUGCGCCUCCAGUCUCUGCCGCUCGCCGAGCUGCUCCUGCCACCGCUGGUGAUUGUUAUUGUUGUCGCUCUCGUCUCUCCGGCUCAGAGAGCCCAGCACGGUCAGGGGUGGACGGGCAGGAAUGUGAGCGGUUUUUGCAGGGGCUGUGUGCGCGGGGGGUUCUGUGUCACCCCCGCCACCACCAGCAUCCUCAUCAGCUGGAUCUAUUGUCAGCAAAAGAGGAAAUUGCAAUCAAACAGCAGCAGCAGCAACAUCUGGGCGGUCACAUCUGGGCAUGCAACAUCGGCUUCCUCCUCCUCCUCCUCCUCCUCCUUCUUCACCCGAGUGGAUCACUUUGGGGGUGGAAAUACUUCUGCAGUCAAGCCAGAGGUUCCAUCUUAUAACUGAAUAUUGAAACUGGAAGAGAGGGGGGUGGGGUGGGGAUAAAGGCUGCUUUUUCCUCCCCUUGGGAUUUAUUUCAUGGGGAUGUGUUCAAGACAAGAGAGGAUUCAGAAGGAUAUUGACGUUGUGAUCCAAAAGUGCAAGGCGGAGAAGGACUGCCUGUUUGCAGAUUUCAGGUACUCAGACUCCACCUUCACCUUCACCUAUAUUGGAGGCUCCAAAAGCAUAUCCUAUUCAGUACAUGUCUCGGAGGAUUAUCCAGAUAACACAUAUGUUUCCAGUUCAGAUAAUGAUGAAGAUGUGUUAGUUACAACAGAGUCAAUCCCAGUAAUUUUCCAUAGAAUCGCAACAGAAUUAAGAAAAACCAGUGAUGUUAAUUGUUGCUUAUCUAUAAAAUCAAAAUUACAGAGGGAAAAUGGAGAGGACUCAAGGCACAAUAGUGCAGUUGAAGAAGAUUCUGAAGGAGAUAAUGAUUCUGAAGAGUUUUAUUAUGGGGGACAGGUUAACUACGAUGGAGAACUUCACAAGCACCCACAACUGGAAGCUGAUUUGACAGCAGUGAGAGAGAUCUAUGGGCCUAAUGCAGUAUCUCUCAGGGAAUAUGGAGCCAUUGAUGAUGUAGACAUUGAUCUGCAUAUUGAUGUUAGCUUUCUUGAUGAAGAGAUUGCUGUGGCUUGGGAUGUAAUCCGCACAGAGCCUAUAAUAGUGCGAUUGCACUGUUCACUUACACAGUACUUAAAUGGUCCAGUACCCACCGUGGAUGUAUUUCAAAUCUCUACUAAGGAAAGAUUUGGGUUGGGACAUCAGCUGAAAAAAAUAAUGCAGACGUUUGUUACGCAGCAGUGGAAAAAUAGCAAAGAAAAAUCAAAUUGUACGCACAAUAAGAAAGUGUCUGAGAAAAAGGUGAAAUCCCCUCUGCACAUCUUUUCUACAUUGCGCAGGUUUUCCCCUUAUUUAUUUUUAAGGUCGCCAAGUUAUCCUCCACCUGGCUGUGGUAAAAACAAAUCAAAACUGAAAUCUGAACAAGAUGGCAUCUCCAAAACUCACAAGCUGCUGAGAAGGACUUGUUCUAGCACAGUAAAGUCUGAGGAUGUGUGUGCCACAAAGUCUCACAGAACUUUUGGCCGUUCAUUGUCUAGUGAUCCUAGGGCUGAGCAGACAAUGGCUAUUAAAUCGCACAAACUGUUGAAUCGUUCUUGCUCAGCAGCUGUCAAGCAAGAAGAAUGCAUCACUCUAAAGCCCCAAAAACUCCUAAGCAGAUCAUGUUCCGGGGAUCCUCGAUGUGAGCACAAUAGCACCUUGAAGCCUCACAAACUUUUAAGCAGGUCUUAUUCCAGUAAUCUUAGAAUGGAAGAAUUAGAUGGACUGAAGAAUCAAAAGUUACUCAGCAAGUCAUACUCCAGUGCCCCUAAGUCAUCCAAAAUGGAGUUUUUCAAAGAACCCACCAUAGCAGAGGGCAGGAGGCUCUCUCUUACCUCAGGGCUUAUUGGUAUCUUAACGCCAUCUUCCUCAUCACCUUCGCAAGCUGCUCCGAAUUAUGGUGCAAAAUGCAUUCCAAUACGAGACAAUGGCUUUCUUGUGCAGACUAUUGAGUUUGCUGAGCAGCGGAUACCAGUGCUGAAUGAAUACUGCGUAGUUUGUGACGAACCACAUGUGUUUCAGAAUGGCCCCAUGCUGAGGCCCACAGUAUGUGAACGGGAGCUGUGUGUUUUUGCUUUCCAAACUCUAGGAGUAAUGAAUGAAGCUGCAGAUGAAAUUGCCACUGGGGCUCAGGUGGUAGAUUUAUUAGUAUCCAUGUGUAGAUCGGCAUUAGAAUCACCCCGGAAAGUUGUCAUUUUUGAGCCAUAUCCUUCUGUAGUUGAUCCUAAUGAUCCUCAGGUGCUGGCCUUUAAUCCAAGGAAGAAGAAUUAUGAUCGAGUCAUGAAAGCAUUGGAUAGUAUUACUUCUAUUAGAGAAAUGACACAGGCACCAUAUUUGGAAAUAAAGAAGCAGAUGGAUAAACAGGACCCGCUUGCGCAUCCUCUUCUGCAGUGGGUUAUUUCUAGUAAUAGGUCACAUAUUGUGAAACUACCAGUGAACAGGCAACUGAAGUUUAUGCACACUCCCCAUCAGUUCCUCCUUCUCAGCAGUCCACCAGCCAAAGAAUCCAAUUUCAGAGCUGCUAAAAAUCUCUAUGGAAGUACCUUUGCAUUUCAUGGUUCACACAUUGAAAACUGGCACUCCAUCCUGAGGAAUGGCUUAGUUGUUGCUUCCAAUACAAGGCUGCAGCUCCAUGGUGCAAUGUUUGGAAUUGGGAUCUACCUUAGUCCAUUGUCAAGCAUAUCAUUUGGUUACUCAGGGAUGAAUAAGAAGCAGCAGAAGGUGUCAGCUAAGGAUGAACCUGCUUCGAGCAGUAAAGGCAGUAAUGCAUUACAGUCACAGAAAAAAGGACAGCAAUCCCAAUUUUUGCAAAGCCGUAAUUUAAAAUGCAUAGCCUUAUGUGAAGUGAUAACCUCACCUGAUCUGCACAAACAUGGGGAGAUAUGGGUAGUUCCCAACACUGAUCAUGUGUGUACGAGAUUCUUCUUUGUUUAUGAAGAUGGCCAAGUGGGUGAUACAAGUAUAAAUACACAAGAAACAGGCAUUCACAAAGAGAUUCUUCGAGUCAUCGGUAAUCAAACUGCAACUGGGUAAAAGGACCACUCCUAUUUAAUUGAUGUGAUUUGGAAGCCUUCCUCAGUCUCAAAGCUGGAUUUUGAACUGAAGAAGAUGCGAAAAACUAAUUUAUUAUUAUUAUUAUUACUACUACUACUACUACUACUACUAAACAAAUUAACCCUUUGAAUACUUCCUUUUUUCUUACUUAGUAUUUCUUAUCUCAUUGAAAUACCUGAAAUGGUAUGAGUUAGCAAUUAUAGGGGUACAAAGUCCAUUAAUAUACUACAACUAAUAGCAAUUAAAGAGACAUUUGGGUUGCUCACAAUAAACAAUUUAAAAAGGA